UGCAUCCUCGAAGAUGGAGAGCAUCAGAUAGACCAUUAAAAAAAAUGCAAGCAAAACAAAAAACGACGCCACAGUAAAAUCUAGUUAUCAGUCGGAGUCUCUUCGCCUCUGCGCCUUUGUUCACUUGGCUCCUGCUCGUGCGCAGCGUUUUUUUUUCUUCUCCCGCACUGUAUUUAUUUAGGGAGACUUUUUUUAAUCAGCAGCCGGUCAGCAGCCUCCAUCCCGCGUCCGUGUGCGUCACGUCGCGGGGUCUCAGAUCUCUGCAGCGCAGGAUUGGUUUAAAGGGAAACCAUGGGGACGCGCUGCUCGCCGUGGAUCCUGACUUACACGCCGCAUUCACAGUCCACGCGCAUCACCGUGCUCGCAGUUUGAGCGCGUGGUUUUAUUUUUUUUUCCCUUUUACCGACUGGGAUGGUGUCAGUGCAGUGAGUGACGGGACCCGCAGCGACCGGACUGAGACGGACCGGACAACACAGAGAGAGAGAGAGAGAGAGAGAGAGAGAGAGUGAGAGAGAGGUCGAAAGGGGACAUAUUGAUAAGAAGGAAUUAUGGCGCUCGCCGCGCUCGCGCUUUUUCUGCUCGCGCUCACCUGUGCGAACUUUUACCUGGCGCGCGCGAGCCGGCAUGCGGUGCACUGGAACAGCUCCAACAUCCAUCUGCGGAGGGAAGGGUACACGCUGAAGGUGAACGUGAAUGAUUACCUGGACAUCUACUGUCCUCAUUACAACGUGAGCCAGCGGGGCGUGGCCGAGCAGUACGUGCUGUACAUGGUGAGCUACCGUGGCUACCGCACGUGCGACCCUCAGCUCGGCUUCAAGCGCUGGGAGUGCAACCGUCCGCACGCGCCGCACGCGCCCAUCAAGUUCUCCGAGAAGUUUCAGCGCUACAGCGCCUUCUCGCUCGGCUACGAAUUCCACGUGGGCCACGAGUAUUACUACAUCUCCACGCCCACUCAUCACCAUGGCCGCAGCUGCCUGAGACUGAGAGUGUACGUCUGCUGUUCAACAGCAGCAGAUGCAGAGGAUGAAGCACAGCCUACAGAGCCAGAUUACACUCUAAGACCUAACAUGAAAAUUGAUGACCUCGAUGAUUACGACAACCCUGAGGUCCCAAAACUGGAGAAGAGCAUCAGUGGCAGCAGUCCAUCCAGGGACCAUCUCCUCCUCACAGUAGCCACGCUCUUCCUCAUUGCCCUCUCCAUCUCCUAGCACUCGCCUCCAGGAAGUGGUCAUGCCGCCGAAGCCUAGAGGACUGCAGGGGCGGGAUGUGGAAGAGAGGAAGAUGAGGACGAUGGAAGGACAAGCGUUUAAAAACCAGGAGAGGAACGGAACAGCGGGAACAGGACUAGCGGGACGCUAAGGCCUUCUUUUGUUCUACAUGAGUGGAACAUGACUUUACAAUGACAACUUUGCCAAUCAGCUCGAUCCAUACUGUCUGAAAGCGUCCGUGUGUGUGUGUGUGUGUGUGUGUGUGUAGCUGAAUGACUGUUCACACACAUGCUGUUUGCAAAUCAUUCGUGCGAAAUCCUCCACUCAGUUUAAUUAUUUACUUUAUUAACUAAUGAAUGGCCGCUUAGCGAUGAAGUUGAAUUGAUGCUCAAGAUGAAUGAUGCAUUAACAUUCAAGUCAUUAUGGAUCAUUAACAUAAAGAUUGUUUAUGUAAAACAAGGCUGUGGUAAAUGACACGUGUGCAUCUUAAGCAGCACCUAAAGAGCUUCAUUGUCGAUUCAGUUCAGCGUCCGUCUCUCUCUCUCUCCGUCUCUCUCUCCGUCUCUCUCUCUGUCUCUCUCAUUCUGUCUCUCUCCAUCUCUCUGUCUCUGUCUCUCUCGCUCCGUCU
This is a messenger RNA of Tachysurus vachellii, 1836 nucleotides long. RefSeq names its product ephrin-A3b (gene efna3b). Gene Ontology annotation, biological process: axon guidance; ephrin receptor signaling pathway. NCBI's taxonomy places the organism in Eukaryota, Metazoa, Chordata, Actinopteri, Siluriformes, Bagridae. Bases 549 to 1208 code for a protein of 219 amino acids. Gene Ontology annotation, molecular function: ephrin receptor binding. The record is from RefSeq and is a predicted model, not a curated record. Gene Ontology annotation, cellular component: plasma membrane. The transcript has 5 exons.